GCGCAGCAGACAAGCAGCAGAGUUGGUGCGAACAUCUUCGACUUCUCAAACGAAAAACACUUAAGCUGCUCUGCCCACCGAAAUGCCUUGGGACUGCUCACUGUUUGGGAGGAUUGUGUUUCGGAUUUAGCAUCUGGUGGCUGCGGAGAAGAUGACAAAGUGUAAAGCGAGCAGCGAAGGGAAAAGUGUGCCUUCUUUGGAGCUGAACGGGUCGUGUGCCGCAACGUAGAAUUCGGAGCGCACCAAGGCCAGCAGCAGCCUGUAGCUGUAGUUAGCUGGUCGGCUAGCUUACUUAGGUUACAGGUGUUUUGAUAGCAAAACACAUAAAAGUUGUAGCUGUAGAUUACUGUCAACAAGUUAGGGUUAUAUUUAUUGACGUAACACUGUCCCAAACGUGCCUGCUUUUCCUUUGUAGUAAAAGUUACAAGUCUAAUACUGACUAAUAUAGUUAUUAGCCGUUAGCUUUUUAGUUAGCUGCUGGUCCGUGUUUACAGCAGGCUCGGCAGCAGGCUAGCCGAGUUAGCCAUCAAGCUAGCGAGUUAACUUUAUUGCUACAUGUGCUUGUUUUCUGUUUUAGCUAAUUUUUCGUUGUUAAACGCGACUUGACUUUGGACCUACAGUGUUGUUUGGCUUUACCCUUGGUAUUUAUAAACAAACCAGUGAAACUUUACCACCGUGCCUGCUGCUACGGACUGACCCACCCAUAAGUACUAUCUAUCCGGGGCCGAUGCUGACGGUUCAGCCCGGAUCACGGCAACGCCAGGAGCCGCUGAAGCAAUGCAGCCCCAGCAAAUCUACGACCUGUCGUUUGACAACAACAGUAACAAAUGGAAAGGCCUCUUCGUGCAAGCUCUACGAAAGGUACAGGAGCAGGUCCACCCGACCCUGAUAGCAAAGGAGGAUGCCCUGCAGUAUGUUGAAGAGCUGAUUCUGCAGCUGCUCAACAUGCUGUGCAUGGCCCAGCCUCGCACGGUGCAGGAUGUAGAGGACCGCGUGCAGAAAACAUUUCCCCACCCUAUAGAUAAAUGGGCGAUUAGUGAUGCCCAGGCAGCUGGUGAGAAACGUAAGAGAAGAAACCCCUUACUUCUCCCUGUGGACAAGAUCCACCCAAUGCUUAAGGAGGUUCUGGGCUACAAAGUGGACUAUAACGUUUCCCUGUACAUCGCUGCAGUGCUUGAAUACAUAGCAGCAGACAUACUCAAACUGGCAGGGAACUAUGUCAGCAACAUUCGUCACUAUGAUAUCACCCAGCAGGACAUCAAGGUGUCCAUGUGUGCAGACAAGGUCCUGAUGGACAUGUUUGACCAGGAGGAGGACAUUGGCUUGAUGUCACAGUGCACAGAUGAACCCUUGUCUUCUGGAGAGCAGACAUAUGAUGACCUGGUGAAGUCUGAAAUUGCAGAGGAGAGGCAAUAUCUGAGAGAACUCGACCUUAUUGUCAAAGUGUUUCGGCAGCAUUUUGUGUGCAACCCUCAUAUAUUCUCACCCCAGCUUGUUGAGAAGGUCUUCAGUAACAUCAUGGACAUCCAUGAGUUGACAGUGAAGCUUCAUGGACUCAUCGAGGAUGCAGUAGAGAUGACCGCUGACGACAGUCCUCAUCCACUGGUGGGCAGCUGCUUUGAAGAUCUAGCAGAGGAGCAGGCAUUUGACCCCUAUGAAGGCCUGUGCCAGGAUGUCCUCAGUCCGACGUUCAACCAGCACCUCGAAAGUCUGGUGAAAAGUCCCGAAGCUCAGAAGUAUCUUCAGUCAGUUGCAGACGGUUUUCCUGAAAUUGUGCAGUACGUCCUUCCCCAGCUGAUGUUAAUACCUGUGCACCACUGCAAGCGCUACUUUGAGCUGCUACAGCAACUUCAGGACCGCAGUAAAGACGAAGAUGACAAAGAAUUUUUGAAACAGGCCGUUACAGCGUUACUCCACCUGCAGGGUAGCAUAGAGCGUAGCUGUGCCAGGAGCAUGUCUCGACUCAAACUUGGGGAGCCCAUGUUCCGUUUGUAUCGGCAGGUUCGAAACAAACAACAAGCCAUCAAACGCAUGACAGAGAUCCAAAAAACCAUUGAUGGCUGGGAGGGGAAAGACAUUGGUCAGUGUUGCAACGAGUUCAUCUUGGAGGGAUAUCUGUUUCGAGCGGGUGCUAAACACGAGAGAUACAACUUCCUGUUUGAUGGCCUUAUGAUCAGCUGCAAGGCCAAUCAAAGUUUACGGCUUCCUGGGUCUGGUACCAGUGCAGAGUUCCGGCUCAAAGAGAAGUUUGUGCUGAGGAAGAUCCAAGUUAAGGACUACAAGGACUUUGAAAGGGUGGAUCUUCCAAAUGCUUUUGAACUAUCACUCAAUGACAUUAGCACAAUUUUUUGUGCAAGGACAUCAGAGGAGAAAACAUCCUGGUUGGCGGCGCUGUUUACUCUUCAGUACCGCUCCACUUUGGAUCGUAUGUUGGACACAGUGCUGCAAAACGAAGAGCAAGAACAUCCUCUGAGACUGCCCUCCCCUAAGUUUUACCAGUUUGCAGAGCAGGACUCUGAAGAAAAUAUAGUAUUUGAGGACACUGUGCAAAGCAAAACUGGUAUUCCUAUUAUUAAGGCUGGAACAGUGGUCAAACUUAUAGAGAGGCUCACCUAUCACAAGUAUGCUGAUCCAAACUUUGUUCGCACAUUUCUGACCACCUACCGAUCAUUCUGCAAACCACAGGAGCUUCUUACCCUGCUUAUAAACAGGAUCAAUAUUCCUGGAUCAGCAGAGAAAGAGAUAGAGGAAGAACGAAUGACUAUUUGGGAUGGCAAUCCGCCAACGACAACCGAACUCCAAAGGUUCAGAAAGGAGUAUGUGCAGCCUGUCCAGCUCAGGGUUCUCAACGUGUUCCGUCAGUGGGUCGAACAUCACUUCUAUGAUUUUGAAAACGACCCGGACCUGCGAGCUCAGUUGGAGAACUGCAUCGCCACUGAAAUUCAACUGCGAGGCAAGUCAAUGAAAAAGUGGGUGGAGUCCAUCAGUAAAAUCAUCCAGAGGAAACUCCAGACUCAGUCAAAUGGCAUCAGUCACAACAUCACCUUUGGGAAUCCUCCUCCUCCCAUCGAGUGGCACAUUUGUAGAGCCAACCAAGCAGACCAGUUUGAUCUCAUGACCCUUCACCCAAUAGAGAUCGCUCGCCAGCUGACACUGCUCGAGUCGGAGCUCUACAGAGCCGUCCGCCCAUCUGAACUGGUCGGCAGCGUCUGGACCAAAGAGGGAAAAGAAAAGAACUCUCCUAACCUGCUCCGCAUGAUCCGCCACACCACCAACCUGACGCUGUGGUUCGAAAAAUGUAUUGUGGAGACUAAGAACCUGGAGGAGAGGGUGGCGGUCUUAUUACGCGUCAUUGAGAUUCUGCAGGUUUUCCAAGAGCUCAACAACUUUAACGGUGUGCUGGAGGUGGUCAGUGCUGCCAACUCUUCCCCGGUCUACAGGCUAGACCACACCUUCGAGGCAAUACCAGAACGGAAGAGGAGAGUUCUAGAGGAGGCAGUGGAGCUCAGCAAAGACCAUUUCAAGAAAUAUUUAGCUAAACUCAAGUCCAUAAACCCGCCCUGCGUGCCUUUCUUUGGUAUCUAUUUAACCAACAUUCUGAAGACGGAGGAGGGCAACCCUGACUUCAAACGUGACGACCCUAAAUGUCCCGAUAAAGCUUUAAUCAACUUCAGCAAAAGGAAAAAAGUAGCUGAAAUAACAGGAGAGAUCCAGCAGUACCAGAACCAGCCCUACUGCCUGAAGGUGGAGCCAGAGAUCAGGAGGUUCUUUGAGAACCUGAACCCGAUGGGUGACAUGAGUGAGAAGGAAUUUGGGGACUACCUGUUCAGUUUGUCCUCAGAGAUUGAGCCUCGGAACUCCAAGCAGCCGCCGCGAUUUAACAAGAAGAUGACGUACAAUCUGAAAUCGCCGGGCAUCCGGCCCUUGCGAACAUCUACCUCUGGUACCCUGAAGGGCCACCCUGUCCCCCUGGAGAGGGAGCCCCCGCACAAGAUCACCUUCCGCAGUAUCGCCGAGGGCGACGUGGAAAUUUCGGCGUCCGCCUCGGUUCCCACUUCCCCCAACACACCAACCCCUCCACAGUCCGCCUCUUCUGACAUGAACUCGGUCUUCUUGAGCGACGAUCACAUCGGCGGCAGCAGCUCUUUAUUUGCUCCAGUUCAGUUGCCUCCGAAGUUCCAGUCUUUCUCGUGUAGCAGCCUGCACCAGCUUGGAGAGGAACCAAAGCCACCUCCUUUACCUCCUCGUAGGAAAGACCUAUUGUCUGAAGCAAAACUGAGCCCCUGUUCCAAGAGCCCUCCAGCUGUCCCUCCCCGAGUGCCUCGGCCAGUAGUCUACAACGGCCCCCCAACUCCUCCACCCCGAGAUCCUCUCCCACACACGCCUCCUCCUGUGCCCCAACGGCCCCCAGAGAUCUUCAUCAACUACCCCCAGCCUUCGCCCGUGGGCCGAUACCACUGGGAUUUUGGCAGCUCGCCGAACUCGCCCAACACCCCACCCAGCACGCCGUCCCCCCGGAUCCCCAGGCGAGGCUGUCCGCUCAGCGCCAGCCAGAACAGCCUCUGCUCUGUCAGUAACACCGGUCCACCUGUUCCCCCGCGCCAAAUCCCCAUCUCACCGAUUCCCAUCUCACAGAUCCCAAGACUCCCACCAAAGACUUAUAAAAGGGAGGCGCUGCAGCCACCGCUACAAGACCUCUCGCUGGUGGAGAACACCAACAGCAGCCAGUGAGUCUGCUCUGUAGCCAUGGAAACACAAACUUUGACACUGCUCCCACAAAGCUACUGAUCUGAACGAACAAACACUGCAAUGUCCACUCUAUACUCAGCCUGCUCCCACCUGCUGUGCCUCUCAGGUGAUCAGUAGCUCCACCUCCAUCAGAAACCCUCUGUGCCAAUGAUAACCCCACACCAGUGUGCCAGCUAAUAAACAUAAAGCGUUUGUGUCUGAGGAGUGGGACCUCUUCUGGUUAAACUCCUAACACUCUUCUCUUACUCCACGGCUCUCCUCUCUAACAGCAGGGAGGUGGGACUCUAAAGAGACUUGGACUUUGUGGCCUCAACUGUGCUUUUUUCUUCUGGGGGGGGGGGGGGGGGGGGGUGCAUUGACGUCAUCUGGAUUCCUGCUGCAGCUCGCAGAAAUUUACAGUCUCAACGAUCAGCUGAAUCAUUGUCCUUAUGGUGGGUGUGAGCGACAUGUUCAUUUGCUUUCCCUACCAGCUGAAGGCCGUUGCCAAAGUCUUAUUUUAUGCAGGGGAAAAGGGAUUUUCUUCUUUUUUUUUUUUUUUGCAAAUGUGACACUAAAAGACCCACGAACCAGAGGUGAACCCCCACUUUGUGUCUCAGCUGUACACUGUGACUGUAAAGUAGCAAAAGUCAAAUGGUUGUUUUGACUGUUUUUGUUUUGUUUGAAGCCUCUCCACAGCCACUAAAAGUUGCCUUUCAAAAUCCAACAGUUGUGACCUCUGACCCCCAGGCUCCAGUCCUAUCUGCCCAGAUGGGAACACGGGUGAGCACGAAAAACUCAUUUUGCACAAAUUUAGGGCAAAGUCAGCUGGUUUGGAUUCGACUAUUUAAAAAGAGAAGAAAAGAAAACGAUAAAUGACCCGCACUUGUAUAGUGCCUCUCAGAGUAAAGACUCCAAAGCGCUUUACACUACAGUGUAUCAUUCAUCCAUUCACACACACUGAUGGUGAUGAGCUACGAUGUAGCCACAGCUGCCCUGGGGCGCACUGACAGAGGCGAGGCUGCCGAGCACUGGCGCCACCGGUCCCUCCGACCACCACCAGCAGGCAAGGUGGGUUAAGUGUCUUGCCCAAGGACACAACAGCAGAAUUCUGUCCGGAGCCGGGAUCGAACCUGCAACCUUCCGAUUACUGGACAACCCUGUUGAGCUACUGCUGUCCACUACAGUGACAGAGGGACGCAGGACGAAGACGAGGACUUGUCCUGCUUUGCGCCAGCUGAUGUCUUCUUAACCAGUUCCCUUAAGGACACACACUGCUGUCUGACACUGCUCCACCAAGUUUGGCCAACUCGUCUUCAUUUUUAUCCGUUUUUUCUUGCACUGGAAACAUGCGUUCUCCCACCAAAGCAGGGCCAGCCUGCGCUCUCCCCACUGGCUGCUCCUGAUAUCCAAAACUCAAGAAAAAGAGGAACUUUUAACCCUGCUUCUUCAUCUGUAUCUUCUUCUCCCCCGCUUGAAACUUUUUUGUUUCACUUUGGAAAGACUGAAAAAAACCCAUGCAUCAUGCUCAGAUGUGCCUUUUUAGUUUGUUUUCUACUUGAUGGAAAUGGUGUCUAAAAGGCUUAAAGAUAAAGUUGCCUAUGUAAUGUUUAGAACAAAGCUCAACACUAUGAACCUGUACAUGUUUGUGCAUACUGUGUGUAUAUAUAACAUGUAUACACUUAACUAAAUAAUUUGUACAAAGUGACCCCCCCCCCCCCCCCCCCCCCCCCCCCCCCAUCAGCCAUUGCUCAGUCAGAUGUUUCCAUUGCUGCUAUGGUCAGUAACAACUAGAUUAAAUUACCGAUAAUCUCCACUGGUAGUCUUUACCAGGAAACUUCCUCACUGAUUAGGUGAUUGAAAUAACUCGCUCCAUAUGCCCAGCACUUAUUUAGAUACGUGCUUCACUUUGUACAUCCUACUAAAUGCCUUUUGUCUCCUUUUCAAAGACUUUCUGACACUUAUUGAAAGGAGGUCGAGUAGUAGAACGAAUAAAUUAGUUCAUUUGCUUUUUUUGGGGGGCGGGGAGCAGAAUGAAGAAUUGGAUGUUUUUCAAGAGAAACACACUUUGUGCACUUUAGGCUGUACUGUUGAGCCGGAGUUGUUGCAGGGAUGUUUGUAAACACAGUGACCCUGUGCAACUGUUAAAACUAGCUCUCUAUGAGGAUCGGGACAGAAAAAAAAGAAAACCACAUCUACCACCUCACUUUUACCCCUCGCGCUCUUUCUGGCUCUGAUGUUUGUAUGCAACACAAACACCGGAGGGUGCCUGACCAUCAUGGACAAAGGCCUAAAGAGAAAAAGCCACAGAUCAGAUCCGUCCUCCUCGUGCGCCGUGGUGUUUGGACCAGCACCAGAUGGAAGAACUCUUCAAUGUUUUGACCCGCAUUUAGCCUGUUUCCUACGUCUCUUGUGUCAGUAUUGGUGGCGUUAACCUAGCAAGGAUCUUUUUAGGGUUUCAUUUGUAGUUUUUUUAAAAAAUCCCAGUAGAAUACCAAGUUUGUUCUUUUCUUGACGGCACUGUAACGGUUUGAUCCAGCAAUCAGUUUAUUUGAUGGUAUGUGGCCUUUUAACUGCUUUGUAUUAAUGGUCUUGAUGAGAUUAAUAAAUCACCCAGUCUUAUUUUGUACUGAACUACUCA
Messenger RNA from Nothobranchius furzeri (turquoise killifish), 7366 nucleotides. It is a transcript of the gene sos2, whose product is annotated as son of sevenless homolog 2 (Drosophila). The record is from RefSeq and is a predicted model, not a curated record. NCBI's taxonomy places the organism in Eukaryota, Metazoa, Chordata, Actinopteri, Cyprinodontiformes, Nothobranchiidae. Gene Ontology annotation, biological process: Ras protein signal transduction; positive regulation of GTPase activity. Gene Ontology annotation, molecular function: protein heterodimerization activity; guanyl-nucleotide exchange factor activity. Gene Ontology annotation, cellular component: plasma membrane.